AGCCCUUGCAAUCAUCCCAUCGCCGAACUUGCCUUUGAGCCACCGCUAGAAAGAGAGGGAAGAGUUGCGCCGAGCGGCGCGAGUGGCGCGCGCGCCCAAGAGUUGUGGCACCAGGGCCGGAGUAUGCCAGGACUUUUGAAGAUGAAUACAAACGGCGCGAACGGAAUCGCUAGUACACGCGAGGGGGAUGGCAAAAAACGUACCCAUGACGGGAAAAUCGUCAAUGGCGAGCGCAACACUCCCCGCCCGGAGUCGUCUGCGGUUUCAACGACAGUGGCUGACCAGGUGGCCCAGCUGCCACCGGAGCUUGUUCAGGUUGCUGCAAGCUCAUAUCACCCCUUGUCCAAGUUGCUCGAACGCAUCAACCAGGAGUGUUUCAACGAUCUAAAUGAUGUCUUGAACUCAAUGUCAGAGAUACCCACCUCGAACCAAACCAAUGGCGCCAUGCCAAACGGCCUCGGAUCUUACAAUGCGGCGGCAAACACUGAGGCAAGCCAGCGCAAGAAACAGCUCAUGCUGAAAUUCGCGCACGAUAGCAGGACUAAGAUGAUCAAGCUGCUGGUACUUACUGAUUGGGGGCAGAGGUCUGCUGCAUCGGUGUCUAAGCUGAUAGAUAUUUUCAGUUGGACUAGAGAACAGACUGCGGAUCUGGAUAUUGUCGAUAUUCAAUUGCUGGAGAUGAAAUUGCUCUCUAAUGAAGCACGACAACGAAAUCCGGACAUCAGGACCGCCCUUGAAAUUCUGGCAACAAAAAAGGCUGAAUGGUUGCCUGAUAUGGGCUAUUCACCUCCAAAUCCCAUUUCAUCCGAAAAUGCGUUAGACCUGAUGCGCUACAUGAACACCUCCCUGUACAUACGGCUGACCGUCCACGAAAAGCUACCUCGCCAUCUUCAAAAAUGGCGUGUAGGGUCCGGCAGGGCGACAUUUAUCGUCGAAAACGAAUUUGAAUUCGACGUCAUGUCUUUUGUAGAAGACACCUCUGAACAGUGGCAUUUCAUCGAUUUCAGGGUGCUCUUUUCACCAGCUCCAGUAAUUGACGUCGACAGUCGAUUCCUACGCGAGCUGAAAUUGAUGAUGGACAGUAAUCUCGCAACGGAGGGCAAAGGAUUGGAGGAGUGCUUCAAUUUUCUCCACAACUUCACGUUGACCCACAAGAUCAGCGUGCUUAGAGCGCAAGCCAACGAAAUAUCUCGAGGUGCUUGGGCUGGCUCAUUACGAGUGGAAUCGCCACAUCGACAGCUGGUGCUGUACUAUUGGACUGACAAGCCCGGGAAGAAAAGUUGGCUUGAGAUCGGCAUAUCCAGCAAUCGAUCAAAAAAUGGCACAGAGUCAUGGCGAGGCCCGUCUAUACCAUCUUUGACUACACGCUGGUUUCGUCAAGGAGUUGAAGUCAAAGACACUGAUAUCAAGAUUGACUGGAAUGACAUCUCUGCCGAGCGAACGCUGAAACACGUUAUUGCGCUGCACGUUGGGCAUCUGAUCCGAACGGCGCGGGCGGGCAUGGACCAAAAUUCGGUCGUCAAAGAGUAUAUCUCUACUUCUGAGCCGGCUGAUUGCAUGCUCGAAGCAUCCAUGGGCGCCUCCGUAAACAAGAUCACUUUAUCGGUACAGCCUGCCAAUGGGAGAUACAUUCUACAACCCAUCACCAUGGUAUCAGCGCAAGCCGAGCAUGCCAUCAAUCGUCCACACAACCCUCCGAGUCCCAGCAAAGUUGUCACACAAUUAUUGGCCCAGUCGCUUGUGAGUCUCGUGCACCGAUGUGCUCAGCAACUUGGAUGGCAGCAAAUUGCACAGCAGUCCUUACGUCAUGACACGGUAAAGAUGGCGACCAAACAAGAUGUGAUACAGUUCGCUGUUUAUCGGCCUCGUGGGUGGUCCGCUCAAGGCGGCUCGAAAUGGGCAAUUGCUGCCGUUGUUAAUGCUGCGGGCGAAACCUGGUGGCUCUGCGAGAUGGGUCCAACGAAUAGCACGAUUGAGUUUGCUCAGCAAAUCCUCAUGGAGAAGCCAAAGGGCCAAUCAAGGAUCGAUCGCAGUACCUUGUCGGCUAUUGCAAGAGUUGCGGUAUCCACAUUAGCAUUCCACGUGAACAUUCAGAUGCUUAAACGAGAGCAAAUGAAACACACGUUGGCUAAUGAUUUUGCAGAGCAGCGACCCAAUACUACAAAGGGCGUGAUACGUGGUUGGGUGCUUCACCUAAAGACUUCGGAACUCCUGGCUACGAAAACCGGCGAAGACCCUUGGCUUGAGCCCAACAUUCGUUUGGUCUGUCACGGUUUGCGAAUGCAAUCUCACAGCGUAUGGCAUAUUGCAGUAGGGACUAUGAUACCCGCUGUAGCUGCUGAUAUGAAGAAGCUAAUGGCGUCUUCUCCCCAGCUCAACUUCAAUUUUUCAGAUAACGGGCAUUUCCAGAUAUUGUUAGACACACCAUUCGGCGAGGAAGUGAUCAGCAAACUGAAAUUAAGACUACGAGACAUAUAUCGUUUACGUAUCUUUGCAACAAUCCUUCGAAAGCGGAAGAUGCUUCUGGUCUCGUCGUCACUGGGGCACGUCAAAUUUCAGUAUGGCAAGGAUCUUUGGGCGACCGUCAGAUUCGAUACAGGGGAUGAGGUCCGGGUUGAAUUUUGCAAGAGCGCUCCACAUAUUCGUAUCCAGCGCCUACUUAACAACAUUCUCAACGAUAAGUCUUUGACUGCAGCAUCAAACCGUGGCGGAAUCGUCGGUCUGGAUCGAUUUUGCACUUCACUCCUUCUCACCCGGCCCAUCCUCACUGCUUUCGAUGGAAUUGAAGCUUCAAACGCAAAGACCUUCGGGAAUCCGAUCAUUCACGCACAUGCGAUUGGGGUCUACCGAAUCACCUACGCCAACCCAAUCUGUUCGUUUGACAUACGCCUCAAACCCAAAGGCGACAAAGCACUUUGGCUCAUCGAAGACAACGACAAAAAGCCAGCCGACUUGCGACCAAAAAACCAGCGUGCCCCGAAUUACAAACGGCGCGAGGAUCUCACUACCGCUCUCCGUACUCUAUUUUGGAAACGGGAGGAUCUUUGGUAUGGCGUAGGCAGUGGUAUCAUCGCCGAGCUCGACGGUAUUCCGGACGCUUUGAAGCACCUCAACGAGACUGUCGUCGCCUAUCACGAUGCAAAUGCUACGAACACUACAACUGCAACUACAACUGUAAAGACCAGUGCCAAAGAAAGUAAAGUGGCACCCGAGAAAACCAAUGGCGUGGCUGUUCAAAACAAACCCGGUGGUGGAGGCAGUGGGCCAGCUCAGCAUCAACGUCCUCCGUUCAACAAAACCAAUCCGAGCGGAAAAUCGCAGGUCAAGCGGGAAGUCAUUGAGAUCGACGAUUGA
Periconia digitata is the source of this 3354-nucleotide messenger RNA. The record is from the annotation of a GenBank genome assembly. NCBI's taxonomy places the organism in Eukaryota, Fungi, Ascomycota, Dothideomycetes, Pleosporales, Periconiaceae.